AUGGCAGUCAAAUGGACUGGUGGACAUUCAUCCUCUAUAUUGUGCUUGAAUGUAAACACGGAAGGGCUGGUGGCUUCAGGCGCAGAGAGAGGCGAGCUCACGCUCUGGGAUGGGGGAGGCACUCUGGCAGGACAGCUCCAGCUUCCGAAGACAGACGACGUGACCUCCGUGGUGUUUUCUCCUUGCUGUCCCACCAGACUGUACACGUCCCAUGGAGAAACUAUCAGUUUGCUGGAUGUCCGAUCCCUCAAGGAGCCCAUCGAACGCUUCCAUGUGAAUGAGGAGGAGAUCAACUGCCUCUCGGUGAACGAGACUGACAAUUUCUUGGCUGCGGCAGAUGACUCAGGGACAAUAAAGGUUAUGGACCUGGAAAACAAGAAAGUCAGUCGGUCCUUGAGACACUCAAACAUCUGCUCCUCUGUUGUUUUUCGACCUCAGAGGCCUCAAAGCCUUGUUUCCUGUGGACUGGACAUGCAGGUUAUGCUGUGGAACCUGCAGAAAGCUCACCCCUUGUGGACCACAAACCUGCAGGAGUGUGAAACGGAGGAAGAUGGUCCACAGUCACCCGGCCAGUUCUUUAACCCGCCCCUUGCACAUUCCCUGUCUGUUGCGUCGUGUGGCAACAUCUUUGGCUGUGGAGCUCAGGAUGGUAAAGUCAGAAUAUUCAGAGUCACCGGUGCCAAGUUUGAACGCGAGCUGGAGUUUCGGGGCCAUAGCUUGGGAGUAUCGCAGGUCCUCUUUAUGCCAGAAGCGUACUGGUUGUUGACUGGAGGAAAUGACGGGAAAGUCUUGCUCUGGGAUGUCAGCAGUGAUGUUGGAAAGCAGCAGAAAAGUCCAGCAAAAUCUCUGCAGAAAAGGAAGGCCCAUGCACCUGCUUCCACCAGAAAAGAUGGAAAGCUCAACAAAGCGGCUUCAAAUGAACAUGCUAGAGUUUUGCCAAAGCUAACCAUCGAGCACGGGGAGAAGGUGAACUGGAUCUCGUGCGCAGAGAUCAAAGGCUCCAAGAGAGUCUUAGUUGCUGAUCAGAGCAGUUCUGUAUCUGUGUAUCCAUUGCCAGAACCUUAG
Pterocles gutturalis (yellow-throated sandgrouse) is the source of this 1065-nucleotide messenger RNA. It is a transcript of the gene WDR53, whose product is annotated as WD repeat domain 53. The coding region runs from base 1 to 1065 and encodes 354 amino acids. The record is from RefSeq and is a predicted model, not a curated record. NCBI's taxonomy places the organism in Eukaryota, Metazoa, Chordata, Aves, Pterocliformes, Pteroclidae. The transcript is spliced from 2 exons. Gene Ontology annotation, molecular function: protein binding.